Molecule: messenger RNA, 525 nt
Organism: Acaulospora morrowiae
Lineage: Eukaryota; Fungi; Glomeromycota; Glomeromycetes; Diversisporales; Acaulosporaceae
Source: the annotation of a GenBank genome assembly
UCACUUUUGCACGUUUUCAUCAAACUCUUUGCUCAUCAUCCUCAUCGUCGGCUGAUUCGUUCAAACACCGUUAGCGAGUCCGUCCCCCUUCCUGGAUAUACGAACGUUAAGGUUUGCAAAUUCCGUGAAACGUCGUUUCCUCAUGUCACCUUUUUUCCCCGCUCAAAGUAUCUUCAACUUUUGGUUAGUGAACUUUCCUCUUUUUAUCAUUAUCAAAAUACCACCUACGUAGUCUGCAAGAUUACACCUGUUUUCUCAUUCAUUGUGUACAGUUCCUUUAAUCGUUUUGACACAUGUCAAAGUAUGUACGAACACCAUGUACUCUUAGCACCAAUUAAAUCCCUGUCUCUCUACGUUUCAAAAGAUUCGGAAAUUGCACAAAAUUUUGGGAAUACGUCUUCUUGUGCUCAUGAUAAGAAUUUCAUGAGAAAUUUCGUCAACGUAGAAAAAUCACAAAAGACAUUUGAGCAUUUAUUAUACUUGCACACCUACUUACCUAUCGUGCUCAUUACUAAUCCAUCAUGA